GAGAAAGAGAGAGAGAGAGAGAGAGAGAGAGAGAGAGAGACAGACAGACAGACAGACAGACUUUCCAUUUGAUGAUUAACAACCCUAUGUAUAAUAAUAAAGCAAAACAAAUGGACAUAUAAAUAAAUAAAUAAAUAAAGUGAGGAUGGUGAUUCUGCUCCAUUCCUUGCCCCAAACAGAGGGUAGCUCCACUGGCUAUUUUAAUCUUGUUCAGUGAAGCCUCCAUUAGUGCACUGCUGCUCAUCAGUUCUCUUCCCGGAUCAGUCCAUCUGAACAGCAUGGCAUCAGCUGCUGCUGCUUCUCCUCCUCCUCAAGAUAAUCUUGAUCAUACCCGAGUGAGAUAAGAGGUUCUUCUUGAACGACCGAAAAAAAUGGAAAUACCAGGAUUCUGCAAUUCUCUGCAUUCAAAUUCACCACCAGUCCAAGACCGCAUUCUCACUUCAUCAUUCUACGGAAGGUCUGUGAAUAUCGGGCAUCUAAAGAGCAGACCCUCUAGUGUUCCUCAGUUCGGAAGAAAAUCCAAUCGUGCAACGGAAUGUUGCAUCGUGUCAAAGGGACCGCCCCUGAAUUCUUUUCUUGCAGAUGUGCCCGAAGAUUUUCUGACAUUGGAGGAUCCCGUAUUUCGGAAACCCAAAGCCGACCCCAAGACUGUUGUUUCAAUCAUAUUAGGAGGCGGAGCAGGAACUCGGCUUUUCCCCCUGACUAAAACACGAGCAAAGCCCGCUGUGCCGAUCGGUGGAAGUUACAGAUUAGUCGAUAUUCCAGUGAGCAACUGCAUCAACAGCGGGAUCAACAAGAUUUACAUACUCACUCAAUUCAAUUCUCAGUCCCUCAACCGCCACCUAGCUCGAACAUAUAAUUUGGGAGGUGAGAUGACAUUUCACAGUGGAUUCGUAGAGGUAUUAGCAGCAACUCAAACUCUAGGUGCGUCGGGGAAAAAGUGGUUCGAGGGCACAGCAGAUGCUGUAAGACAGUUCGUGUGGUUAUUAGAGGAUCCCAAGCAUAGAAACAUCGAAAAUGUUCUCAUAUUGUCAGGCGAUCAUCUCUAUCGAAUGGACUACAUGGACUUUGUGCAGAAUCACAUUAAUUCAGGUGCUGAUAUAUCUGUUUCUUGCGUACCGAUGGACAACAGUCGUGCUUCUGAGUACGGGCUAAUGAAAAUCGAUACAGCGGGAAGGAUUAGACAAUUUCUCGAAAAACCCAAGGGUGACAGUCUGCAAUCUAUGCAAGUAGACACCACAAUCCUCGGGUUAUCAUCUGAAGAUGCCAAAAGGUUCCCUUACAUUGCAUCCAUGGGCAUAUACUUGUUCAAGAUGGACGUCCUACUGAAGCUUCUGAGAUGGGGUUAUCCAACAGCAAAUGAUUUUGGAUCAGAAGUCAUCCCUAUGGCUACAAAAGACUACCGUGUCCAGGCGUACUUGUAUAAUGGAUAUUGGGAAGAUAUCGGGACCAUACAGUCUUUCUUUGACGCGAACUUGGCACUCACAGAUCAGCCUCCCAACUUUCAUUUCUACGACCCGGAGAAACCAAUCUUCACAUCUCCUCGUUUUUUGCCACCAUCAAACAUUGAGAAGUGUCAGGUCAUUGAUUCUAUAAUCUCGCAUGGGUGCUUUUUAAGAGAAUGCAGCGUUCAGCAUUCUGUGGUGGGGAUUCGGUCGAGAUUAGAAUCCGGGGUACAGCUGAAGGAUACAAUGAUGAUGGGUGCUGACUUCUAUGAAACAGAAUCUGAAAGAGCAGCCUAUCUAGCAGAAGGAAAAGUCCCGAUCGGUGUUGGGAGAGGCACUAAAAUCGCCAACUGUAUAAUCGACAAAAACGCAAGAAUCGGGAAAAACGUUAUAAUUGUAAACAAGGAUAAAGUAAUGGAGGGGGACCGACCAUCUGAGGGGCUCUACAUACGAUCGGGCAUAACUAUCGUGUUGAAGAACUCCCUAAUUCAAGACGGAACGAUCAUUUGAGAUAAAUCCUCUUUGACAAGUGAUGCGAGACUCAGAGGAAUAAUACACAACAGGUUGUGGAACGAAGACAUGCCGACACUAGCAAGUUUUGCAAAUUCAACAUCACAAAUUCUACUCAAGGUUGCCCGCAUGUUCAACCUUCCUCGUCAUGAUUCGACUUAUAGAAUUCAUAAGAGAGAGCAGUAGAAAUUCAACUUUAGAUUGAGACACAAGAAACAUUUUCUGCUUCCACUGUAGAUAUUAUUCCCUUGAACGUAUCUUUCUUUUC
This is a messenger RNA of Punica granatum (pomegranate), 2223 nucleotides long. NCBI's taxonomy places the organism in Eukaryota, Viridiplantae, Streptophyta, Magnoliopsida, Myrtales, Lythraceae. The record is from RefSeq and is a predicted model, not a curated record.